Xyrauchen texanus (razorback sucker) is the source of this 2142-nucleotide messenger RNA. RefSeq lists its product as uncharacterized. Bases 77 to 523 code for a protein of 148 amino acids. The transcript has 3 exons. NCBI's taxonomy places the organism in Eukaryota, Metazoa, Chordata, Actinopteri, Cypriniformes, Catostomidae. The record is from RefSeq and is a predicted model, not a curated record.
UCCAACGUGUACACAAUCGCCGUCUACCUCUUUUAAGAGCAAUAACCGUAGGCAACAGAAACACGGAGAAGUAAGCAUGCCUCGUUCAGCUGCCAAGUCACUGGUCGAAAAGAGCCGCACUGAUUCUGGUCCAGUUAGUGCCGGUCCACCCCCGACCCUGAUCCAGUCUGUUGAGGCUGUAGACAUUGUCCCGGGCUGCCUUACUGAAACUGCCUGGACCAGCAUGCUCAAACAGGAGGAGGGUGAGGAGAUGGUGGCGGAUAUUAUAGCAGAACUGAUGGAAGUUGUGAUGGAAAGAUGCUUUCAGGUGUAUCUACAGAGACAGUUGAUACCAUUCUCGGUGUGGUGGGCACAGAAUAACCUGGUGCAGACGCUUGAAUGUAUUUUCCUGGGGAGAGAUGAGGGGGAUGAUCCAGAAUGUGAACGCUAUUGGCAAGAGGACUUAGAAGCUCAGCCUUGUGCUAUUGAUUCUUGGGCUGAGGGAUGUGUGCCAGUGGUACAUCAGAAAUUAGCUCAGAAUUAGCACAAAACAUUAUUGCAGGUAAGAAAAGGUGAGGCAUGGGCACGAACCUAUUAUAUCUUAGGUUCACAUGAUAUACAAAACAGACUGAAGUGAAAUGCUUAUUGAACAUAGUUCACAAUGUUUGUGUGUGUGUGUGUAAUUUAGUCUCAAGUCAUUCCAAACCCAAAUUACUUUCUUUCUUCCUUGUAACACAAAAGAGAUGUUAUGUAGAAUGUUUGGGACUGACAGUUUUAUUGCAUCUUUCUCCCAUACAUUUAAAGUGAAACUUUUAAAGGAAUAGUUCACCCAAAAAUGAGAAUUCUCUCAUAAUUUACUCACCCUCAUACCAUCCCGGACAUGUAUGGCUUUCUUUCUUUAGCAGAACACAAAUUAAGAUUUUCAGAAGAAUAUCUCAGCUAUUUUGGUUCAUACAGUGAAAGUGAAUUGGUGCCAAUAUUUUGAAGCUCCAAAUAUCACAUAAGUCAGCAUAAACGUAAUCCAUAUGACUCCAGUGUGAAACAGAUAAAUAUUUAAAUCCAUUUUUACUAUAAAUUCUCCUCCCUGCUCAGUCAAUCUCCACUUUAACUUUUGAUUUCUUUUCUUGUGUUUUUGGUGAUUCACAUUCUUUAUGCAUACAUCCCUACUGUGCAGAGAGAAGAUUUUCUAUCAUGUUUCCAUCAAAAGGGUCUUAAAUAUUGAUCUAAUUCUCACCCACACCUGUAAGAUUGGUUCUGAAGACAUUGAUUUAACCACUGGAGUAUGGAUUACUUUUAUGUUGCAUUUAUGUGCUUUGUGGAGCAAAACAUUUUGGCACCCCCUUCACUUGCAUUGUUAGGACCUACAGAGUUGAAAUAUUCUUCUAAAAAUCUUAAUAUUUGUUCUGCAGAAGAAAGUCAUACACAUCUGGGAAGGCACGAGGUGAGUAAAUGAUGAGAGCAUUUUCAUUUUGGGUGAACUAUCCCUUUAAGGCUUGCCAUGUCUAACUUGAAAUCCUGUAUCAUUUUCCUGCUAGAGAGAUAUUGUACAUUUUUAAAACUGCUUACUGAUUUGAAAAAUUGUCAUUUGUUAACCUUGAAAAAUUAUACAGAAGGGAAUUAAACUGCAUUUUUUGGACUACAAGAAAGUAAAAUCUCAUUAAAACAUUUUUCACACUCACAAAUAUGUAUAUACAUAUAUUUUUACAUUUGUCUACCAACAGUGUAUUUAAAUGCAUCACUGGAGAUUUAUGUCAUUUUUUCAUAAAGUUGUUAAAAUUCACACAGUAUAAUUUGCACCUCAUCUAAAAUUCUGUAUUGUGUGUAAAAAAAUGCAUUCUCCCUUGUCUUGUCCUGCUAAUAUUUUAUAUGUCAUACAUACAAUAUAACAUAAUAUUUCCCCCCUUUUAAAUAAUUUGGCAAAAUUACAGCUUUAUUGGAAAUGACACCCAAUAAAAAUAUUGAGAUAUUUAGCUUAAUGUUUCACUUUAUUUAUCACUUGCCUCAUAUUUCAUCUCAAGCAUGAUCUUCACUACCACUUUUGUUAACUUCUUAACAACAAGUACACUAAUCUCUGAAAAAACUUUAUAUGGAGCUAUAUUGUUUGGUGAAGUUUAAAUGAUGGCACAGCUGUGGGACAGUAGUCAUUUUUUGAGAAAUUUAUAA